CAUUUAUGGUUUAAUGUCAACAGCCUUAAUGAGCACCCUCAGGUUAAGGGAUUUUUUUGUGCAGGAUUUGAAAAUUUCUGACUUCAGCGACCCCUACAGUAGUGGUAAUGUCAAAGCUACAGUAUAGUCACAUGCAUGCAAGAAAUAGUGCCUUUAAACUAUCUUGUAAACCUUUACUAUAAUGGACUAAAUAAUAUAAUUCCGAAUAAAAUCUGAAUAUUGUGAUAUUUUAUUUGUAAGAGUGAGCUGUUCUUUAUAUCUAGGGCAAUGGGUCUCAUGCUAAAACCAUUAGUAGAAACAUAAUUGUUCUUGAGAGGCACUUAGAGGGUGUAAGAAAGCUCACUGCAUUCAACAGUUUUCUCAUACUUUCUCUUUCCGUGGGUAGGAAAAAAAUGUACAAGUGGUCCAGAGCUCUGACGUACUGUACGGAUAGUCUGCCUUUCUCCAGAGGGGGAAAUGCCUUGUUUAACACAAUAAUCAUAAUACCUUUGAUCUGAAUUCAUUUAAAGUUAAAAAUGUUAUUAAAAUCAACUAAAUAAUAACAACAAUAUUCUGUUCACAAUAGCAUCAUCAUCAUGGCUGGGCAAUUCACUGUGAGGUUGAUCAACUUUAUUUUAGAUUGUAUGAUUUUAUUGGCGUCUCUCAGUCCGACAGCUGCCUCGGGGUCUUUAUGCAGGAGCUCUACAGGUGAACAUCCUCCCUUAUUAUAUACAAUAAUAUAAUGUGCAAUACAGGUGGCACUCAUCAGGUGGAAAUUAGCGUUAUAGUGUGAUAUUAUUUAUUUAUUUCCCAGCUAAGAGUUGAAGAGGUGAACGUGACUUGAAACACUCAUACAAACAAGCCUCGCGGAAAAAAGUGAAAGAGUUUCAGGAUAAGAAUACGAUAUAUGACGGCAUUAGUACCUAAACUGACAACUGAGUUCAUGGUAAACUUGGUUCAAACUAAAAGGAGGAGCUAAACUGAGUAUACUACUUAAUCAUGAGUGACGUUUACAUCAUGUUCAAAGACUUGAGAGCUUGAGUUUUAUUUUGAAGGCAAAAUAAUUCUAGUCCGGUCUAGUUUCAUUUCUAGCUGUGGUUGAUGGCACAUGACUUGCCUGGCAGACUUCCUGUAUGAACAUCUGUCUACUGUAACUACUCUGACAGCUGGUCACCUUCCUCUAACUAUCUAGAAGAGAAACAGACACCAAAGUGAGUAAACGGUUCAUUCACCAUCCUUUGCCUACUUCAGCAGACCAGCUGUCCACCAUGAACUCCAUGCUAACCAGCAGCCAGCGGAGAAUCAUCAGCUCCCAGCUGGGAAGAGUCAAACUGCGGCUGCUGUACAAGGCCAGCAUCGAUGGUUUCACCGGCGCAGCCUUUCACCAACGAUGUGACAACCACUCUCCCACUGUGUCUGUGGGCUACAACGCCUCUGGUUAUGUGUUUGGAGGCUUCACCAAACAACCCUUCAGUCAGUCUGGGCUGUUUGUGCGUGAUGACGAGGCCUUUCUUUUCACCUUAAAUGGAGAAAAGCUCCUCAAAUAUCCAGUCACCAGUCCUGCUAAUGCAGUGAGAAUGAUAAGUAACUCUGGUCCAUAUUUUGGAGAAGCGUUGGCUCUUGUCAAUGGAAGCAAAGCAGUAGUGUUUAGCAAUCCAGGAAAUCAUUACAACUUUACUGCUGAAGAAAUGCAUGGCAACGACAUCAACCUGACUGAGUGUGAAGUCUUUGAAGUGGAAGAAACCAGAGAACUUGAGAGGCCAUGGAGGACUAUCAACUGGGAAUCUGAGAAGAGGAAGGAGCUGAUGGAGACUGUUAAGAUGUACAAACCCACAGUCAGCUCUGUGUCCCAGGUUCGGGUCCUGCUCAUUGGACCAGUUGGAGCUGGAAAGUCCAGCUUCUUCAAUUCUAUCAACUCUAUAUUCAAAGGCCACGUCACCAGCCAGGCCAUCGCUGGCUCCUCUUCCACCAGCCUCACCACACAGUUUCGCACCUACUCUUUGAAAGCUGGGCGAGAAGGAAAGCCUCUGCCAAUCAUCUUUUGUGAUACCAUGGGAUUGGAGGAAAGCACGGGGGCGGGGCUUGAUAUAGAUGACAUCAGCAGCAUCCUUAAAGGUCAUCUGCCAGACUGUUAUCAGUUCAACCCCUCUGCUCCUCUGCAUUCGGACGACCACGGCAAUCGCAAGUCUCCAGGGCUCAAAGACAAGAUCCACUGUGUGGCCUACGUCGCUGAUGCCUGCAAGGUCUCCAUCAUGCCCACAAAGCUGGAGGAGAAGCUGAAUGCCAUUCGCAAAAAGGUCAACUUAAUGGGGAUUCCUCAGCUGGUCCUGCUCACUAGAGUAGACGAAGCCUGCCCUUUGGUGACAGAGGAUUUGAGAAACAUUUACAAGAGUGGCUACAUCAAGGAAAUGAUGCAGGAGGUCAGCGCUCGUCUCGGUGUGCCCGUGUCCUGUGUUGUUCCAGUGAAGAACUACAGCGAGGAGUUGGAGUUGGAUCCGAACUGCGACAUCCUGCUGCUCAGCGCCGUCAUCCAGAUGCUUCGUUUUGCAGAUAAUUACUUUGAUGAAAUCAGUGACCGAUUCAGCAACAUGGAAACCAAAGAAUAGGAAGUAUCUGUGCAGCAGAUUUAUAAAACGUUGUCCAACUGUAAUGAAAUAUCCUUCACAAUGA
Sebastes umbrosus (honeycomb rockfish) is the source of this 2649-nucleotide messenger RNA. Its product is annotated as interferon-induced protein 44-like. NCBI's taxonomy places the organism in Eukaryota, Metazoa, Chordata, Actinopteri, Perciformes, Sebastidae. The coding region runs from base 1248 to 2585 and encodes 445 amino acids. The record is from RefSeq and is a predicted model, not a curated record. The transcript is spliced from 8 exons.